CAAGCAGCGUUGGCCCAAAGCAGGACUGCUGAGGCCCAAAAGCCACCCACAAGUCUAAGGCACCUGCUGGCGGGGACCCACAGGAAAGGGGCAGAAGAAGCCCAGCACAUCUGGGAAGAGGAGCAAAAUCAAAAUCAAGUGAGAAAAUUGCAAGUUCCCAAGAAAAUUCUCCUGAAUGCUGACCUUCGUCAGGAGGCACUGAGAAUGAGCUGAGAGUAGAGCUCCGUGAUCAGUGAGACAUCUCAGAAGCAGGAGCUGCAAAGUUCCAGAUAAGGACGUGGAAGCACUGAUUCAACCUUGCCUUGGGAACAAGAUUUUGCUCCCCUGCAGACACCAACUAAUCUCUUCAAAGGUUUUGGUUUUAUUACUAAAGAGUGAGAUAUCCAGAACCCAAAGAGCGUGUACAACAAGAACCAGAGGCAGGAUCAUUCUGUAUAGAGACUAAAGAACCAUUUCUUUGUUGUCUCUAGUGGUGAACUUGCAAAACAAAUCAAAAUUUCCAGAUUGCCACUAAUUCAGGAUAAGUGUAUUUUAUUUGCAAAGAAAGCAUGGAUUCUCUAAUGAUACAUGGUUUUGUCCAAAUGUGGACUAGGGAUGCCGGGAUGUCUAAGUCAAAAGAAGCAUUCAUUGAAACAGUGGAUGGAAAGAAGGUUAAAUUGGUGAUCUACCUCAAAAGUGGAGGACACACAACUGUACAGCUAAGCAAUAAUAUUAAAAAUGUGUUCCAUCGAUCUUACGGAGACAACCAAGAACACCUGCAUUUAAUUUUCAAAAAUAAUAACUUAUUGUUUAUUGAAAAAUUAUCUUCCACAGAUGCCAAAGAAUUGAAGAGAUUCCUGGACAAAGUCCAUCAAAAGAGGCUUCAGCCAUCCCUGGAACCUAAUAGUGAUGUGAGUAUCACUACCAGUACAACAAAACAGAAGAAGAACAAAACCUCACCUAGCAAAGUGUGUAAGAAGUCAGAUAGUGAAUCUUUUGAGACAGGAGAAGGAAACGUAGUGCCUAACCAUCAGGCUAUGCCUUUGUUUACAUCAAUAGCAUCAACACUUACCCACGGAGAGUUAGAAAUUCAGUGUGAGAAGAGAAAGCUAUCAUCUGAUUCAGAGAUGAAUCAAAUCUUCAUGGGCGGGAAUGAAUCUGUAAUACUUAAGAAAUCCAAGAGAAAUCCCUUUGGGUAUGGAAACUACAGUGUGAAGAAAGAAUGGAGAAAGAAUAAGAUACUGGGCUUUAAACCUUCAUUUAAAUUCAAGUCUACUGGGAACGCUUACCUAGAUGGCAUUGGUCUUCUCCAUACUCUCAGUGAGAAAAUACACUUGGCACUUCUUUCAGAUCCAAAGAAUAAUGAGGAUGAGCCUGCAUGGGAAGGAUUUGAGAUCACCUUAGAUAUUUACCCAGAGAAACUAUGGCAAGGCCUCCCCAAUUUGGGAAACACUUGUUAUAUGAAUGCAGUUUUGCAGUCCCUAUUUUCAAUUCCACCUUUUGCUAAUGAUUUACUCAGUUGGGGUUUCCCAUGGGGUAAAUCUUCCCUUGAUGCUCUUAGCUUGUGCUUGGCACAGCUGCUUGCUUUGAAAGAUAUUUACAAUGUCAAAAUUAAGGAGAGGUUGCUCGUGAAUAUUAAAACAGCCCUUUCAGCAGUUGCAGGGAUAUAUUCUGACAACGUACAGAAUGAUGCUCAUGAGUUUCUAGGUCACUGUUUAGAUCAGAUGAAAGAGAAUGUGGAGAAUUUCAACAACAUUGAGAAGACAGAAAGUAAAUCUGGAGAAGAAAAUUCACCUCAACAGGUUUUUGCUGGCAGUGCUGUCACCGGUGUGUUCUCUUGCCCCGUUAUCACUAAUUUCGAGUUUGAGUUGCUGUCCUCUAUUAUUUGUAAAACCUGUGGUCAUGUUGUUCUCAAGACAGAGCAGAGUAAUUAUCUCUCGGUCAACCUUCCCCAAGGACCAAAAGCACAUCCUUUGUCUAUUCAGUCUACUUUUGACCUUUUUUUUAAAGCAGAAGAGCUUGAGUAUACAUGUGAGAAGUGUGAGCACAAGCGUUCCAUUGCUGUGCACAAAUUCAGUAGGCUCCCCAGGGUCCUCAUUGUUCAUCUGAAACGCUAUAACUUUAAUGAGUUUUGGUCAUUAAGGAAAGAUGACCGAGAAGUUGUUAUUUCCAAAUAUUUACAUUUGUCUUCUCUUUGCAAUGGAAAUACCAAACCGCCUCUUCCCUUGGCCAAGAAUAUACGUGUUAGGGAUUUGCAAGUCUUAAAAAUCUUUCGAAAGAUGACUUCUAAAGCUGCCUUUUUCUCGAAAAUCUCAAGGAAGUUAGCCGCAAAAUCCAAAGAUUUUCUGGCUCCCCAUUUUGGAUCAACCAAAGCAUCUGAGCCACAGAAAGGUCAGACUCCCCAUAAAGGGUCAAGCAGAGAAGAGCAGCAAGAACACCUGGAAAAAUAUUCUAAACUAAACACAAUGGAGACCAAAUUGGUUAAUGGAAGAGUUGGAGCAAACACUGAGAAAGGGCUACUAGCAGCUGGUUCAGUGAUAAAUGGGAAAGACCCCUCCCUUUCUCUGAUCCAUGAAGGUGAAGGUGAAUCCACCAGUAUCCCAGGCACCUGUCCUGCAGAAGUUUAUCUUAAAGAAGUACUUGAAAAUCCUAAACCAAAGAAAUGUGAGGAAAAGAAUAUAUUUGAAGAGUUAAAUUGUGAGAAUUUUACUGAGACUACCAAAGAUUUUCAUGAAGACGAAAUCAAAAAAGUGGCUGAACAGAAACGCCAGCAAGAGGGGAUGAGACUCUUUGAAGAAGUCUUUCGGGAGUCCCUACUUCAAAACUGUCCAGAGCUAGACUCCCUGUGCAGCAUGGAGAACCUCAGAAGACCUGCGGACUGUAGUUAUCAGGAUGCCAACGGGAGUUCCCUAGGUGCCUCGGGUUCCAGUAAAAACCCCAGAAACAAAGACUUUUUAGAUCUAGGGAAGGCAGGAAAAGCAUCCGCUGAAAAGACAAAUGGAAAUCCUGAGGGAGAUAAGCAUGCCUAUCGGCUCAUCGGUGUUGUCAGCCAUCUUGGGAAGACCCCAAAUUCAGGCCAUUAUAUCAGUGAUGCCUAUGACUUUGAGAGGCAAGUUUGGUUCACAUACAAUGAUCUGCAGGUAUCAAGUAUCCAAGAGGGUCCAAUGCAGGCAGCUAGGCUUUGCACUGGGUACAUCUUUUUUUACAUGCACAAUGAGAUCUUUAAAAAGCUAUUGGGAAGAAAACAGAACUUCAAGUCUCGUCAUGCAAGGACAAGGGACACCUAUGAGCAGAAAUAAGAGGAACACAUUCCUGGUUGCACAAAUCUGCUUGGCAGCCAUAUUGGCUACUGUUUCCUCCAUGGGACAAAAACUCUGAACUGUAGCCAAAGAAGUGGAAGCAGUCAGCACCCAGGACCAAAGUUAAAACAGAAACACUUAAGAGAAAAUCUCUGUUCUAACCCCGGUAACACACCCCUCAUCCCCACACUUCUGGCUAAUUAAGCAUUCUUUUUCUUACUAGAAUAGAACCUACUAGAAUAGAAACAUGCUUCCGUAUUCUAACGUAGUAGAUUUUAACUGGUUCUCUAACCAGAUGUAUCAGGAACAUGGACUAACAUGUUAGAAAUACAAAUUCUUGAAUUCCACCACGUAACUGCAGAUUCAGAAAAUCUGGGGUGAUAGAGCAAUUUGAUUUGAGAUUCUGAUACUUGAUAAAGCUGAACAACUGCUGUGGGGUAUAGCGUAUCACAGUGUAUGUUGCAGUUGUAUAUGUGAUUUACUUAUAUUAAUAAUUUGUAAAGGGACAUGAUCGCAUCUUUUGUUUCUUCAUGUAUGACUUUACACGCACAAUCGCUUAUCUGCUGAGCAUACUCAGUAAUUUAGUGGGAAAAAAUAGUUUCUGGCAAUAAUGAAAGUUCCUGGCAAUGAAUGUAAACAGUUACAGAGGGUCCUGGCAAUGAAGAAUUAGUUGCUGGGAUCCUGGCAAUAAACUGUGAAUGGAGCCGGUAAUUUACAAAUCCUCUAGAUGAGAGUGAAUGCCAGGUCAGAUCACCAAAUUGUUUGCUAAACUGUCCCUUAAUGCCAAAGGGGGCUUCUGUGCCCUCAAGCUUAAAUAGGAUGGAGCAGUUGACUUUAUCCUCAAGAAAUUGAUCCACGGUUCCUGUCUGUGUGCUAGCAAGCUGUUCUUGGAGAUCGGAGCCCACUGUGUCAUUUUGGUCUGCUCAGAGGGGCUCUCACAGUCUCUCAAAAGAAUAUUGUUUAACAAAACUUUAUCUGAAGCCUUGAACAGUCCUCUGCAUUCAAGAUUACAAAGCUGAUUCCAGAUUUCUUUUAUUCCUUCCAUGUGGAAAGAAUACAUGCUUCAAAGGACUUGUAGGAUUUGAAAGUCUUACUUGUUACUGACUUGUUGAUACUAUUAUGUGUACUAUUAUGUGUACUUGGAGAUGACCUGCCUCUCGGUAAAAGUUCCCUGGAUCCAGGGCUGGUCAUACGCUGUUGGAGCACCAUGUGAUUCAGAGAUUUAGUAAUUCUGUCAUUAAGUAUGCCAUCUCUGAACCUAGCCUUUUCGUGCCUUUGGGGCAGUGACUCUGUAACACCUUGUACCUUUGCUAGGGAUAAAUUAUUUGUACUAAGAGACUUGGUCACAGCACAUGCAGGCAUUGAGUUUUUGGUCCCACCUUUACCAACAUGAAUGCCCCCCCCCUUCCUUGUGUACGGGUCACGGUCCUUAGUACGGCUGUAUUAAUCCAAGAGCUGGCUGAUGCUCUUAAUCCCAGAGGGCUUCAAACAGGUGAACUGGAAUUUUGUAGUGUGGGAAAGUUAGAUAAUGCCCUCUGAGGAGAAAAUCAGAUUCUGAAAUGGGAAUUCUAUUGUUCAGAACACCAUGUAUCUAGAAGGAGGUCUGAAUGGGACCCAAUGAUUGCUGAGGUAGAUAGGGGGAGGACCCUAGAUUGAAUUAAUCACUCUCAUGGAAGAUCGCGUUGCGGGCACAAUGAGAGAUUUGUUCACCUUAUGUAGUGUACCCCAUCAGCCACAGAAGUUGAGGCUAAAGCUGGAGUUACAUUAGAGGAGGGGAGUGAGGUUGCUGUCUCAAUUUCAGGCAUCAAAGCACGAGUUUUUGUAAGAGGGAGGAAGAAGUAGUUUUGUUUUGAAAGAAUAACUAGGGUGCAAGUAGAUUUAAGAGAUUUAGACAUUUUUGGUGUAGGGUGUAGCGUAUUACAUAUUUAGGAUAAGCAGCUCCUCGGCAGGUGCAUUCGCAAAUGCAGGGCACAUUCAUGGGAGAAUAAGCUGGCUGGGUCUCCAUGGGAGGGGAGAAUGUUCUGGACAGACAGCUCGGAUGGAACCCAUCGUGGCCUUGUGACAAAUUCCGAGUGCACUGUGAGUGGCUGUAUACCAUCUACCUGUUACAUUGUUAGUUCAAAUAAA
Molecule: messenger RNA, 5405 nt
Organism: Talpa occidentalis (Iberian mole)
Lineage: Eukaryota; Metazoa; Chordata; Mammalia; Eulipotyphla; Talpidae
Gene: USP26
Product: ubiquitin specific peptidase 26
Exons: 4
Coding region: 549-3278 (909 amino acids)
Biological process (GO): G1/S transition of mitotic cell cycle; protein deubiquitination
Cellular component (GO): cytosol; nucleus
Molecular function (GO): cysteine-type deubiquitinase activity; cysteine-type endopeptidase activity
Source: RefSeq, a predicted model, not a curated record